Messenger RNA from Tarenaya hassleriana, 2005 nucleotides. RefSeq lists its product as uncharacterized. The transcript has a single exon. Bases 250 to 1929 code for a protein of 559 amino acids. The record is from RefSeq and is a predicted model, not a curated record. NCBI's taxonomy places the organism in Eukaryota, Viridiplantae, Streptophyta, Magnoliopsida, Brassicales, Cleomaceae.
GUGUACCACUAUGAAUAAUUGAUUAAUGAUUCUUAUAAACAAAAUCUUAAAUAUUCACAAGACAUUGAUAUUCCCUACGCCACGAGGAAAAACAAAUAAUAUAAUGAAGCUGGGAAAGUGAAGAAAUCACAUGGUGGUGUCUUUACAUCAUUUCCCAUCUUCUUCUUUAGGUCUAUAUAUUAAUAUAAAAGAAGAUAGAAAAUGGAGAGAUAGACAAAAACACAGCAUCUCAUCUCAAAUCAGAGGGCGAUGGAGGAGAAAGGCAAGUUUCAUUUUCACCGUCAUCGUUUGACACCGAGUAAUAUGUCAUGUUUCCGCUGCUAUUUGUGCUGUUGUUGGUCCUACUCCUCCGGAAUUGGAAGUUACUGGUGCCAGAUGUGCCAAUGUUACUUCCACAAGGAAUGCGCAGAGUCGCCAUUGGAGCUCCAUCACCACCCUUAUCACCCUACUCACCCUCUCUCUCUCCGUCCCAUUGAUCGAGCUAUAGCUUCUAUAUGCGGUUAUUCUGGUGAAGAGCUCGGAUUAGGAUGGGCAUAUCACUGUCAGAUCUGCGAUUUCUGCGUUCAUCUCAGUCACGUCAGGGAGCCACCGGCUCUCGAGGUGGCUCAGCCCAAGAGUCACUGCCAUAAGCUCUUCCUCCUUCCCAAACCACGUCCCUUCACAUGUGAUGCUUGUGGUCUAAUGACUGUUCCUUCCUCUCUUCCUUGGGCUUGUCUCGAAUGCGGGGUCAUGAUCCAUAAGCAGUGUAUGGACUUACCACGCCUCAUCAGGAUCUCCCGCCACCCACCACACCGUCUCUGUUACGUUCCAUCUCCCCCUCCACCGCCUCAUGAAUCAUCGUGGUCAUGUGGAGUUUGUCGCAAAGUCGUCCAUGACCAUUACGGGGCAUAUUCCUGCGUCAAAGACGACUGCCAUUAUGUCGUCCACUCAAAGUGUGCAACAAGAAAAGAUGUGUGGGAUGGGAAAGACCUCGAAGGAGAACCCGAAGAACUCGAAGAUGUCGAGGAGCCAUUCGAGGUUAUAGACGAGAAAACAAUACACCAUUUCAGUCACGAUCAUCAUCUGAAACUGGAAGGUGCAAGCUUUGACGGAAGGGAACACUGUAGAAUAUGUGCUCUUCCAUUUUGUAUUCAUACGGGUAAUAUCUACAGCUGCACGCAAUCUGGUUGCCGUUUCAGUCUCCAUGAAACAUGUGCAAAUCUAUCAAAAAAGACGUGGUGCAUGCUACAUCCCCACCCUCUCAAACUACAAGCCAACACAUCGACUAUUUUGCAUUGCGAAGUUUGUCUUAGGCUGUGUCUUGGCUUCGUAUACACGUGUUGCACAGAGGAUUGUCAUUUCAGCAUAGAUGUGAAUUGUGUUUCAGUCUCCGAGCCCUUGAUCCAUAUACGCCAUCCGCAUCCUCUUUUCUCCAUCUCAAUUUCGAUGGAUGGCAAGGUAUGUUCUGUUUGCAAAGGACAAGCAGAUACCAAUGGAAAGAUGAUGGAGUGCAUUGAAUGCGACUUCAACUUCUGUUUCAAGUGCAUAACUCUACCAUCAAAGGUAAGGUACAAACAAGAUAGACAUCCUCUGGUUCUUGGAGGCAGUGGUGAAGAAGAGGCCGCCAUAGGUGGAGGAAGCUGGUGGUGUGAGAUCUGCGAGGGGAAAAUGGAACCAGAGGAGGAAAUGUACUACACAUGUGACAGUUGUUGUGUCACUGUACAUGCCCAUUGCAUUCUGGGAGAAGAGCCAUAUGUGAAGACUGGUCAUUAUUCCUUUAUGUGGGGGGAAGAUGAUUAUGAAGUUGCUGCGAAUAUCAGUUGUUGCCGACCAUUGUGCCAUCGAUGUGGAAAGCGUUGCCCAUUCCCCGUUGUUUUCAAGGAAAAUGAUCUUCAUUUCUGUACUCUCAAUUGCCUUUCGGCUUUUGGGUUAAACAUUCCAUUGGAAUAGCAAUAUAUAUUUUGACCUCUUUCUUCGCUUCGGGGGCGGAGGUCCUACGGUAAGGUAACAGCAAUCUGACCGAAGG